Rotaria sp. Silwood1 is the source of this 1174-nucleotide messenger RNA. The record is from the annotation of a GenBank genome assembly. Lineage: Eukaryota; Metazoa; Rotifera; Eurotatoria; Philodinida; Philodinidae.
UCGUGGAACAUCAUCAACUUUAGCAGAUUUUUCAUUUCAAAAACUUGAUCUUGGAGAAAUCCCACCUAGAAUUGGAGGUGUUAAAGUUUAUACAGACAAUGUUCGUGAUCAAAUUAUGAUGGAUAUUGAAGUUGUUUAUGCUGGUGAUGCAAUUAUUAAAGCAAAGUUGAAAGGCAUUGUGUGUGGAAUUAAAGAUAUACAGUUUGUUGGUGAUAUUCGAAUUAUUUUAAGUCCUUUAAUUAAUACAAUUCCAUUAGUGGGUGCAGCAACGUUUUUUUUCUUGAAAAAACCUAGUUUUGAUUUUAAAUUAACCGAUGCCGGAACAUUAGUUGAUAUACGUGGUCUUCAUGACUUAUUACUUGUUCAAAUCAAUGAUAUUAUAGCAUCAAUGAUGGUUUUACCUAAUAGACAAGUUCUUCCAUUUGUUAAAGACAUACCAAUUGGAUACUUAAGAUGGUCUAAUCCUCAAGGUGUUGUGCGAGCAUUUAUUUUAAGAGCACAAGAUUUAAUUAAUGCAGAUAUUGUAGGAAAAAGCGACCCAUUUGUUAAAGUUAAAGUACCAGGUAGUAUUGAAUAUAGAACAAAAACAAUUGAUAAUACACUGAAUCCCGAAUGGAAUGAAAUAUUUGAAUUUGUUGUUGAACAAUAUGAAAGUGAUUCUAUUGAAUUUGAAGUAUAUGAUGAAGAUCAUGUUAAAGAUGAUUUUAUCGGACGAGCUCAACUUCGUCUUAAUACAUUGGUUGACAAUGAUGAUAUUAAUACUUGGUUAACAUUACAGGAUGUAAAACAAGGUUCAUUAAAUGUUAGUUUACAAUAUUUUUCAUUAACAAAACAAAAAUCUGCUCUUGAAAUUAUUGAAAGAAAAAAUAAUGUAAUGAUAAAACGAGAAAAAUUAUCAAAAGCUUUACUUGUUUGUUAUAUUGAUCGAUGUCUUAAUCUUCCUCGAUCAAAAAAAAAACAUCAAGAACCAAAUCCAUUUUGUCGAGUUAAAGUUGAAGGUACUGAAACUAAAACUCAAACAUUUGAAAGUCAAACAAAUCCACAAUUUGAACAUAUAUCACAAAUUUUAUGUGCAAAUCCACUUCAUGAAAAAUUAAAAAUUGAUGUAUGUAAUGCACAAAGUAAAAAUGAAGUAAUUGCAUAUUUUGAAAUGCCAAUUAAACAAAUCUAUGAU